AUCAGCGGCUCCACGCUUUCGGGUUAUAAGAUCUCCGCACCCGCCAGGGGCUCAGCGGAGACUCAGAGUCUCCCCAGACCCUGAAUAUGCAGGUCGUGAUGACCCGAACUCUCGUCCUGCUGCUGUCGGGGGCCCUGGCCGUGACCGAGACCUGGGCGGGCUCGCACUCCAUGAGGUAUUUCUACACCGCGGUGUCCCGGCCCGGCCGCGGGGAGCCCCGCUUCAUCGCCGUCGGCUACGUGGACGACACGCAGUUCGUGCGGUUCGACAGCGACUCUGCCAGUCGGAGGAUGGAGCCGCGGGCGCCGUGGAUUGAGCAGGAGGGGCCGGAGUAUUGGGACCGGAACACGCGGAUCGCCAAGGACAACGCACAGGCUUUCCGAGUGGACUUGCAGACCGCCCUCCGCUACUACAACCAGAGCGAGGCCGGCUCUCACACCAUCCAGUGGAUGCACGGCUGUGACGUGGGGCCGGACGGCCGCCUCCUCCGCGGGUACAGUCAGUUAGCCUACGAUGGCGCGGAUUACAUCGCCCUGAACGAGGACCUGCGCUCCUGGACCGCGGCGGACACGGCGGCACAGAUCACCCGGCGCAAGUGGGAGGCGGCCGGUGAGGCAGAGCGUUACAGGAACUACGUGGAGGGAGAGUGCGUGGAGUGGCUCCGCAGGUACCUGGAGAACGGGAAGGAGACGCUGCAGCGCGCAGAAACCCCGGACACACGUGUGACCCGUCACCCCAUCUCUGACCAAAAGGUCACGCUGAGGUGCUGGGCCCUGGGCUUCUACCCUGCGGAGAUCACCCUGACCUGGCAGCAGGAUGGGGAGGACCUGACCCAGGACACGGAGCUUGUGGAGACCAGGCCAGCAGGAGAUGGGACCUUCCAGAAGUGGGCGGCUGUGGUGGUGCCUUCCGGACAGGAGCAGAGAUACACGUGCCAUGUGCAGCACGAGGGGCUGCCCGAGCCCCUCACACGGAGUUGGGAGCCGCCUCCUCAGCCCACCAUCACCGUCCCCAUCACGUGUAUCAUCGCUGGUCUGGUUCUCCUUACGGUCACUGUGGGGAUUGGAGCUGUGAUCCGGAGGAGGAGGCACUCGGGAGGAAAAGGACCGAGUUACUCUCACGCUGCACGCGAUGACAGUGCCCAGGGCUCUGAUGUGUCUCUUACAGUUCCUAAAGUAUGAGACCAGCUGCCUCGUGGGGACUGAGUGAUGCAAGAUGUGUUCACACUCCCACUUGGUGACAUCAACAACCCCUGAGUUCUCUUCCUGGAAAAGGUGUCAGAAUGUGGCUGUGUUCCUGUGAGCAUAAUGUGAAGACAUGAGAUUUGCCUACCCUGCCCACCAUGAUCCCUCCCUGUGCUGAUUUGCAUUCUCUUCUCUGAUGUGCUCUCCUGUUCCAGCCCAGGCGGGGCUGGACCGUCUCCAUCCCUGUGUUUAUUUCUUGUUGGGCUGAGUGCUGACUUAUUUAUCUAUGGAAAAUGAAAUCCAGAUAAAAGUUUUUGUUUCCUAAUUCUUGGUAUGUGGGGUUGAUGAAAUAAUAAAAGAGGAGACUUGUAAAGUUGUGACACAAAAUAAAUGGAAGCACUGGGAACCUUCCAGUA
Molecule: messenger RNA, 1600 nt
Organism: Ailuropoda melanoleuca (giant panda)
Lineage: Eukaryota; Metazoa; Chordata; Mammalia; Carnivora; Ursidae
Gene: AIME-128
Product: class I histocompatibility antigen, Aime-128
Exons: 8
Coding region: 87-1181 (364 amino acids)
Biological process (GO): antigen processing and presentation of endogenous peptide antigen via MHC class I via ER pathway, TAP-independent; immune response; antigen processing and presentation of endogenous peptide antigen via MHC class Ib
Cellular component (GO): external side of plasma membrane
Molecular function (GO): signaling receptor binding; peptide antigen binding
Source: RefSeq, a predicted model, not a curated record